AUGCACUCGCACUCGCUCCCCACAGCAGCGACUCCACCGCCACCGCCCACCUCGCGCGAUACCGGCCCACUCGCACGCCUACCGACCGCCUCGCUGGUGCGCUCCCUGCUGCUGCACACGAUUACCAGCUCGCCCACGCUCCUCGCGCUCGGCACGAAGGUCAUGCUCGCCACCGCAGACAAUAUCGACCGCAUUCCGCCGCUGAAGUGGGUGGUUGAUAAGACGUUCUACGCCCACUUCUGCGCCGGCUCCACCCCAACAGAGAUAAGCCGCACUGUCUCCUCGCUACGGUCGCUAGGCUACAGCGGGUUAAUCCUCGCGUACGCCCGCGAGGUCUCCUCACCCUCCUCCCCCUCGCCCACCAGCACCUCCGCCGACAUAGCCUCCUGGCUUUCGGGCACGCUCACCACCAUAUCCCUCAGCACGCCCGGGGACUUCGUAGCCCUAAAAUUCAGCGGCGCCGGGCCAUCGAUCCUGCCACUACUCUCCUCCUCCCAACCAUGCACGACCAUCCCCGCGCUCGCAACAGCUCUAGAUACCAUCUGCGCCGCCGCGCGCGCGCGCGGCAUCGCGCUGCUGAUCGACGCGGAGCACGCGGCGCUGCAGCGCGGCGUCGACGCGUGGGCGGUGGGGAUGAUGCGGCGGUACAACACCUCCCCCACCGGUGCUGCCGUGGUGUUCAAUACCUACCAGAUGUACCUGCGGCGGGCGCCGGGAGUGCUAGCUGCGCAUGUGGCGCUGGCGGAGCGGGAGGGGUGGCGGCUCGGUGUUAAACUCGUGCGCGGCGCGUAUUUGGGUAGUGAUCCGCGCGCGGGGAUGUGGGGCACAAAGGCGGAGACGGAUCAUGCGUAUGAUGCGGCGCUGGAGCAGCUGAUGAGGAAGGGUGUGGAUACCGUGGUGGCGUCGCAUAAUCGCCGCAGUGUCGAGUGCGCGCUCAAGUUGCGGGCUGACGUCGACGCACAGGGGAAGGGAGGGAGGGGAUUGCUGGUCUUCGCCCAGCUCAUGGGGAUGGCGGAUGAGCUCAGCUUGAGCCUGGUCGGCAGAGCACCGGUGCUGAAGUAUGCCGUCUGGGGGACUACCGGCGAGUGCGUUAAGUAUUUGCUGAGGAGGGCCGAGGAGAAUAAGGACGCUGUUGGCAGGAGUGGGGAGAAUUACAAGGCUGUGGUGGGGGAGUUGAGGAGGAGGGUUGGGUUCUAG
This is a messenger RNA of Tricharina praecox, 1197 nucleotides long. RefSeq names its product FAD-linked oxidoreductase-like protein. The record is from RefSeq and is a predicted model, not a curated record. The coding region runs from base 1 to 1197 and encodes 398 amino acids. Gene Ontology annotation, molecular function: FAD binding; proline dehydrogenase activity. Gene Ontology annotation, cellular component: mitochondrion. Lineage: Eukaryota; Fungi; Ascomycota; Pezizomycetes; Pezizales; Pyronemataceae. The transcript is spliced from 2 exons.